ACUCGAGCUGUUUUUCACAAAGUGGUCCACAGCAUUUCUACGGCAGAAUGACUCCUACCCCAGUUUCAAAUUGGUCUGUGCAUGUGUGUAGACCCUGAGAGUGAACCUGCCUGUCUGAAAGAGGAAGCUAUGAGUCUCUCGACAGUGUCUGGAGAGGACAGGUCCUUCUCCCUCUUUUGCUUCCCAGCAAUAGUUACAGACUGGUCCCUAGUAUAUCUGAGCACUGCAAGCUAACACCUGAUCCCUCCACCCUUGUUUCUGCACCUAUUGCUUUACCAGCAGGAAGUAGGACGUGGUUUGGGGCUUUUUAUUCUCGGCCUUGCUAGCCUUUUCGAUACUUCAGGGCCUCGUCUCAGUCUGACAAGGCAAGCAAGCAGCAGCUUCCUGUGCAAAGGUGAGAGGGAGAAGACAGAGAGAGGUCGAGCGCAGACAGGAGGAACGGCUCCACAGCAGACCUGCCCCUCUCCUCUCCUGCCAGAACUGCUGGCUGGCGGCUGGACAUGCACUGAGCGAAGAUCUCCCCCAGCCCCUCUCCCUUUCUCCCCAUUCCCCUCCUGGUUUGGCAGCCAGCACCUGCAUCCAUCGCCCUGUCCCUGGGGACCCCUUCGCCUGGAGCACCGGGUGCCUGGAGCUGGAAGCUCUGCCUGUGCUGCAGGCUCCCUGAGAGGUGAGGAUGGUCCCUUCUCCUGUGGGCAGAGGCAGACCUCGAGGUAUGGGUGUCCAGGUGGAUGGGGAGAGGGGGAGGCUCGCUUGAGAAGCCCAUAAGCCCUGUGUGUGUAGUACAGCACACAGCUGGAUGGGCUUUGUAAGACAAGGAGCUUCUCUGGGUGCCAGAGGGGAAUGAGGGAUGCUGUAGCUACCUAAUUGCAAAGCCUGAGUUUUCUGCUAUACCUGAAAGCACAUGUCCAUCCAAGGCAGUGCAGAGUCUACUUGGCAAGGAUGGUGCGUGAUUUGUGCAUUACUUUAAUAUUUCGUGAUAUGGUAAAGCUUUGUCUUUCCAGCACUUGGUAAACUUCCCCCUAAUUUUAUUUUUUUCCCCAGUCCCAAACAAGCCAUUCAAAAUCUACCUCCUAAACUGACUUUUCUGUUAGUUGAAGCCAGAGAGCCCUCUUACGCAGCAAGCACCUAGUGAUUUCAGCCCUACGGCUUACCAAAAAAAGCAGCUCUUCGCAACGCCAGCCGCGUGCAACCACGAUAGCACUCUCUACCUGAGUCAGCAAGCAACCUGAAACAAUACACGCGGAGGGCUGUGCACUCGCACACAUUUCCAGAAGACAUUACCUCUGCAAACAGCCUGUCUGUGUUGCACUGUGGAUGGUUUCAGUGCUGAGCAAAGCACCCCGAGGCAGGAGAGCAAUGAGGUGCUGAGGGAAAGGCAGAGGAGAAGGAAUAUGAGUUUCUAAGCCUGGAAGAUUGACACCAGUUUUGACAGUGGAUACCUUGUAUGGGAUGACAACUUCUUAACUUCCAUUGCUGAGCUGUGUUGUGGUGGGGGUCUUCUCUCUUUCAGUGUGUCCCCAGUACAGAUGAAUCCCUCCUUGCUGCUCCUGUGCCACCUCUGGCUGCUCAGCCUCACGCCUCUCUUGCUGGCAUCAAUCUCUACGCAAGGCACCUCCAGUCUUGCUUGUUGGUAUGACUCGCGGGCAGCAAUCUUUUGUGACUGGACCCCAGGCUGGGACCUUGCCGAUGCACCGUGCCAGCUGGAGAUUUCGUCAAAGCUACCAUUUUUUGCCAGGUCAAUUUUCUUACCCGAAAAAUUCAAGGAACAUUGUGAAUUACCUAAGGCAGAACACACAACAGAACUGAGGAGAUGCAUCAAGACCUUCAGCAAAAACAGUAACUCUCAAUUCUUCACUACUGCAGACCGUCUUAACAUGUCUGUACAUUGCCGAAUAGGAGAGAAUGGGUCUACACCUGCACGAUUGGAAGACUUCAGUCCACUUGCAAACAUAAAACUGAGACCUCCAGGAAAUCUUCAACUGGUUAGCAAAGCUAAAAACAGCUACAACUUAUCGUGGAGCCUGAAUAUUUCCUCUCACUACUUGGAUGGGGAGCGGCAAUACCAAGUGCGGUACAGAACCACAAGUCAGUCCUGGGAGAAAGCCAAGACCCUCUGCAUUAAGCAGGACCAGAUGUGGGUGGUAUUUGAGGGACUGUCCCCCAACCUGAAAUAUGAGGCAGCUGUCCGUGCAAAGCCAAGUAACUCAAGUACCUACAAAGGCGUGUGGAGUGACUGGAGCAAGACAAUACUGUGGAAGACAGACGCUGAUGAAACAACCCGGCCGGUUCUGCCAGCUCUUAUAGUGAGCACAUGCAUCUUCGUGGUCAUUGGGACUGCCUUCCUUAUUAACUUACGGACCCUGAAAUGGUUUAAGAAGAUUCUGAAGAUUCACAUCCCAGACCCCGAGAAAUUCUUCCCCCCACUCGUCUCUGUUCACGGAGGUGACAUUCAGAAAUGGCUCUCCUCCCCAUUCUCCUCAUCUUCGUACUGCGUGAACAGCAUAACCCCAGAAAUUUCUGUACUGGAAGUGAUGCAGAAGAAUGACCAGGAAUCCCAGCUUCUGCUUUCCAAGGGACCCCUGACUCCUGAUCCUCCCUCAGAAACCAGUGGGCAUUCUGUGUCCAGCUGCUUCACCAACCAAGGCUACUUCUUCUUCCACCUUCCCAACUCCUUUGAGAUCGAGCCCUGUCAGGUCUACUUCACGUACGAGCCUUUCACCCAGGAGAGCAGUGGCAGCGAGGACAGCGAGUCUUACCACGCUCUCCCCUCCCCAGACCUCUGCACACUGGCAGAGGACAUGCCCAUGUUGUCCCACAACUUCCUUCAGUGUUUCAAGGGGAUACAGGGCUUCCAAAAUGGUUCCUUUGUGACAGAGACACAAGGUGAAGCCCAGCGGCCUGUGGCUAUUUCAGGGGCUUUCCUGUCAAGCGAAAGCACCCCGCCGACACCAGUUCUGAGGCAGGAUGAGAAGGUGAUUGACAAAGUUCCUUUACAACCUGCUGAGGCCCUGUGCCAGCUGGACAAAGACUUUCCUGACCCACCAGGCCAGCAUGACAGCAAUACCGCCAGUGUUAUGGAGGGGAGUGGGAAGGCAGGCCUUCCGACUGAUCCCACCGCUCCAGCAGCACACGUUACCCCUUCCCUUUCUCAACCUACAUCUGUAAGGCAAGCACACGAUGAGAAUCCCUGCAGAACUGCCUUCCCCAACCAGAUCCCAAACACCGGUGCCUAUCUUUCUCUGAGGGACCUGCAAAGCCAAUACAACCAUUGCUCUGUCUAGGAUCUGCCUGUGGGAAAUCUACAGGUGGGAAAGGCCUUCUCGGCAACGAAGACUAAGUGGACAUUUUUUCUAUUCAGAGCAUGAAUGUAGCUUUCAGUAUCAAACCCAUUAGGACUGUUCUUUAAUGAGGCUGAAGAACAAAGUUACUCAAGAGGGAUGCAAAACCAGAAAAGGAAUAGGCCGGACAAGGCGUAAAUUCAUGGAUAACUACCAUGGUAUCACUAGUCCCAAGGAUAAAACAUCAGUGAAACAGACCACUGGAAAUGAGAGGACAUUUUGCAUGGUAAACUGGGCUAGUGAUUAGUAAAGCAAUGCAUGGAGAAUAAUAAAGGCACAUUAAAGCUGUUAAGUGGCUACCACCUAACAGAGACAAAGAAACGGGAUUCUUAGGCAUACAGAACAACAAGGACUCACCUUCAUCACUGAAUCUGUUUCUCUGCUAUUACUGGAUCUGGUAGCAUAGAAGCCCUUUCCCACACUGCUUAGGUGCCAUCCCAAAUCUCACUAGCAUUUUUUUUUUUCCUCCCCAGCUCCCUGUAAGAGGCUGUGCUGGCACUUCCAUGCUCUGCAUCUUGGUGUGAUAACAGCACCCAGCUUUGAGGCUGAGCAGCCACAUAUUCCAUUUGCCUUGUUCCAGCCUACAAAUGUCUCAUGGGAAGGGGAAAUGCCCAAAGAGGUGGAUAUGGGAUUUUGUUCAGGCCAGUGAGUGCUGGGGCUGAUGACAAAAUGAACACAUCUCCUCCUGCCUGACCAAGGGUGUCUUUUUUUUUUUUUUCUGAAUGUCCCCAUUUUGGGUUUUAAUCAGAGUACAUUCUGAACUGCUUAGACCAGCUUUAGACUCAGAUCUCUAAGGUUAGCUCAGAGCCAGAACUGUGUCAGCUGUCUAAGCAGUGCAGUGUAAAAAGAAAUCCCCAUUAUUGGGUUAAAAAUACUGGGGAAAUCCCCUUCCCCCCCCCCUUCCCCCCACUUUUCCCCCUAGGUCUGAUGAUGGCAGUAAAAAGAAUGCACACAAUUUCCCAUUCUUGCUGCAAUAUUUUUCAUGAAAUCGAAAGCCUCUCUGCCCUGCUGGCAAAAUACAGUUAUUUGACUGUGAUAAGCUGAUUGCAGAAUAGUUCAUCCCACAUCCUGUAUUAGUGGAAAACAUUGCAAUGGUGCUGCCCAUUCCUUCCAUUGCUCAAGGGAAACCAUUGCCUAUUUAGCGGCAAAGAUGUGGUAAAUGAGCCCAGAAAAGUAACUCACAAAUCAGCACCUUUGCUGAAAAGAAAACCUCAAUCCACUCACAAAAAAAUAAGGAUUGAAAAGACUACUUUUUUUUUUCCUUCUUCUGCAUUUGCUGACCUAGGUUCAGAAACAGCAAAACACCACAGAAGAAAAGUAGUAAGACAAAGCAAAGCGUGCUGUUCUGCUUCCAUCCAUUCCUGCAUUCAACAUCUGUACAGUCCGUCUGUUCUCUCACUAUAUUUGUGGACUAUUCAGAAGUGGGAAAAUACCUAUCCUGUGCUAAAGAUCUUUCUUCUAAGAGUUUUUACAUCAAAAAAUUUCAAGGAUAUCAAACUUGGUGGUACUUUUGGCAUUUCUUUGAGUAUCACCCAGAGCUAAUUCUUCCCUACCUCUGCCUGUAGAAAUGUGGAUCUUCUGCUUUGUCCCAGUCCCACACUGUUACCUGACCUUGCAUUGUGCAGCUUGAAUGUCAUUAGAAAUCUCAGCUAUGGGGGCACCCACUGCUUUGGAUUUCACCUCAGAAGAGUUGCUCAAAGUACUUGAGCUUGCCUGCAGCUGAGAGGGCUGGGGCAGCUAUAACCCUCUUCUCAUCAGCUUCUUCACCUGCCUCAAGACGUGAACUGCUCCAUUGUCUUCAGAAGACAGCAGGCAAAGAAAGCCUCACAGCAUCCCAGAUAAGCAAGUACGAGGCUUGCCCAGAUAUUUGCUGUGCUUUGAGACUCUUUGCAGAUGAACUUCAAAAAGAGACAAUGAAUCCCUUGCCCUGAUGGGCAAAUUGCUAUUUUACAUAGGCCAUGGAUCCUAGUUGCACUGAUGGCUCUCCUGUCCCUAUGUAGAUCUCCAUAAGCUUCUCAAUUAUUCUUGCUGCUAAGAUGAAUAUGAAUAAAAAUAAAAACACCCCUUUUUCCUCUUGGAAAAUAAAAGAAAUACU
Cygnus olor (mute swan) is the source of this 5433-nucleotide messenger RNA. It is a transcript of the gene IL2RB, whose product is annotated as interleukin 2 receptor subunit beta. Gene Ontology annotation, biological process: cytokine-mediated signaling pathway; immunoglobulin mediated immune response. The transcript has 10 exons. Gene Ontology annotation, cellular component: membrane; external side of plasma membrane. NCBI's taxonomy places the organism in Eukaryota, Metazoa, Chordata, Aves, Anseriformes, Anatidae. Gene Ontology annotation, molecular function: cytokine receptor activity; protein binding. The record is from RefSeq and is a predicted model, not a curated record. The coding region runs from base 1527 to 3281 and encodes 584 amino acids.